AUGGCCAUUAUAUGCGCCCUGCCUCUCGAAGCCGACGCUGCCGACGUGCUCUUCGACCGGCCACCGGAGACGAUGACGGCCGGCUCAAGGCCGGCUGAGACCACGUCGGCAGCCGUACGAACAAGGCAUGGCGGCGGCCCUACGCAGUUAUACGCAGCCGUCACCGCAGCCGCAUCACGAGCCGAGACAGCCAUCGCCCUUAUUCCAUACAACAAACCUACGGACCAAGCGCCUGACAGCUUCAAAGAUCAGGCUCUUCGAGUGAAAGCGUACGACGCGGCGCCAUUAAGCAAAUUCUGUGGGAGCGAUUCCGGGGGACCAGCUGAGCCAGGGAGACAGCUGAAGAGGAAAUACUGCCAUCCCCCUUUACUGGAGCCCGGCAGCAUUCGCCUGCUUCGCCUAAUGCCUCAUACAGAUGAGAAUGCUCGUAUACGUUGCCAGCUUUUCAGCUACCCCCUAUUAGAGUCAGGUGAAGAGACAUGCCCGUACGAAGCUUUAUCCUACGUAUGGGGCUGCCCAGACGAAAGUCAUUGCAUCUCCAUCGACGGAUGCGCCUUCCCUGUUACAGCAAAUCUCCACGCAGCACUGCUACGUCUUCGGGAUCGACUCAUCGAACGGAUCAUAUGGGUAGAUGCUAUCUGCAUCAACCAAGGAGACGACAGGGAGAAGGGAAAGCAGAUUCGGUACAUGGCCGAAAUAUAUAGCAAAGCGAGCCGUGUGAUUGUUUGGCUGGGAGGGGCGGAAGACGGCAGCGAUCGGGCGCUUGAAGAAAUACGUCUUGCUGCUGCAGACGAGAUACCGCCCGAGACCUCGGUCGGCGAACCGGCCGCCAAACAGGUAAUCCUCGCACUCCUUCGGCGGCCGUGGUUCGAGCGUAUCUGGGUACUUCAGGAGGUCGCCGCCGCUCGAAAUAUCCUCAUCAAGUGUGGAUUUGCCGAGAUCGAUGGAUACGCAUUUAGCAUCUCCCUACGCAUACGCCCCAUGGGCGAGCUGGUAGACAUGUACCACUCCCGCAAGGCUACUGUCCGCCACGACAAGGUAUUCGCCUUGCUCGGUAUGAGCUCCGACGAUCUGGCCGUAGCUGAUAUAUUGCCUGACUACGAAAUCCCUUGGGAGAUACUCUUGAAACGAAUCAUAGCGUUCCUGCUCGGUGAGCAGGUAUCCAUAGAGACCUGGCUCGAGACGGAGAUUGCUAUAAUCAGGGGCGAAGGCUUUAUUCUCGGAAAAGUGUCCUCGACGGAGUACUAUGAUCGGGACGACCGACAGCAGGUGGUUGUCAUUCUAAAAGAUGCAUCUGGGCACUUGGGAGCGGAGAGGAGAUGGACUCUCCCACCGCUGGCGAAAUCCGUCGAGGUAGGUGACCUCGUCUGCCUGCUGCGUGGGGCUACAAACCCCACAGUCAUCAGGCUAUGCAAGGAUCACUUUUCUAUCAUCAUGAUCACAGCCCCUUCUCUUCAGCCGGAACAGCCAAUAACAAAGUUCCCCCACGACUUCUUUCUCCUCUGGGACUGGGAGAAGGCUCCGGGAGAGUCGCAGGAUCGAAGACAAUACGACGCAUUGAUGAAAAGUCGGGCAUCUGAGCAUUCGGGCGGAGAUAGAAAAGGAUACUUGGAUAAGAUGACCAGGUUAUGCUCUGUGGCAUCAAUAUUGGAAGAUGGAGAAGAAUAUAAAGAGGCGGAAGCGAUACUCGGAGAAAUAGUGGAAGGAUACCACAGGGAGCUUGGAGAAGAAGAUCCACGUACGCUGGCAGCCAGGGAUAAGCUCGCGGCAGUGUACAGGGGAGCGCAGAAAUGGGAGGAGGCAAAGGCGUUACUCGAGCAAGUAAUUCAGACAAGAAUACGGUCGCAGGGCACAGAUCAUCCAGACACAAUAAGAAGCAGGACCGUCUUGGCAUCGACAUACAGAGAUCAGGGCCUUCUAAGGCCGGAGAAACAAAGGGCAAUAAUGAGCAUCCUCGAAUGGAGAGGGGACGGCACACAGGUGGCGGGGAAAGAAGCGAUCAAAAUUGCGGGAUCGCUCGAUGAAGAAGUAAUGAAGCUUCUGUUUGAUCAAAGAGGGAGCGAGGUCAAGGUCACAGGGGACGUGGUUGUGGCAGCAGCAAGAAAUUGGUGGCGAGGAGAGGGUGUGAUGAGGCUUCUGCUGGACCGAAGGGGUAGCGAGGUUAGGAUCACCGAAGACGUGCUUGUGGCGGCAGCAGAGAAUAACUGGCAAGGAGAAGGACUAGUGAGGCUUCUGCUCGACCGAGGAGGGAGCGAAGUUGAGAUCACUGAACGUGUGAUCGAAGCAGCAGAAGCGAAUAAGUGGCUAGGAGAAGGAGUGAUGAGGCUUCUGCUUGACCGAAGAGGGAGCGAGUGCAGGAUUGCAGAGCGCGCAGCCGCAGCACCACCAGCAAGGAAUAGGUGGCUAGGAAGAGUGAUGAGGCUUCUGGUCAACCAAGGGGGCGAGGUUAAGAUCGCAGAACGUGCAGCCGCAACACCAGCAAGGACGGGGCUGUUUACCUUCCCAUCACCGACUCCCGAUUGGGAGUUAAAACAUGGGAAGCCCACCCUCCAGAUUGUUGCUGUUCACGGACUCGAUGGCGACCCCUUCGGCAGCUGGACGAGCGUGUCGCCGACGGGAGCGGAAACUCUGUGGCUUAAAGAGCUGCUCCCUCGCAAGCUGCCUAAUACCCAGGUUAUGACAUUCGGGUACGACGCGAGGGUUAUUGGUAAUACCUCUGUUGCAACAGUCCGGGAUAUUGCCUUGGAAUUACUGGCGUGGUUGCGCGACGAACGGGAGGAUUAUGAUAGCGAUCCCUCAAUUGUCUUCAUCGGACACGACUUAGGAGGGAUCAUCAUCAAACAGGCUUUGACAACCGCAAACAACAAAAGACGGUUUAGUGACAUUGCUGACCGCACCAGAGGCGUUGUCUUCUUCGGCACACCACACUUUGGCAUGGACAGUGCCAAGUGGUGGAGAUUCGUGGCGGGCGUCGAAGCGCCGGUAUUCCGGGCGAAAUACAAGGCGCCCCUCGUCGAAACGCUGGAACGCAACUCGCAAGAUCUGCGGUAUCUGUCACGAGAUUUCACGUCAAUCGCACCCAAAUAUGACUUUAUCAGCUUUUAUCAGGCGGAGGGUGAUAGCGGACAGAACAAUGUGGUUGUCAGCAAGACUUCCGCUCUUAUGAUGAUCGUUCAUGAGGAAGUCAUGCCUAUGCAAGGUAGCCACUCAUCGAUGUUUCGGCACCGAGACCUCCAGCCGGCGAAUAUUCUCACCCACAACCGGGACGAGGAUGACACUGAUCUUCACCUCGACUCUUUCUCCAGCUCUUCCGCCUCCUUCCAUCAGCUCUGA
Scedosporium apiospermum is the source of this 3333-nucleotide messenger RNA. RefSeq lists its product as uncharacterized. Lineage: Eukaryota; Fungi; Ascomycota; Sordariomycetes; Microascales; Microascaceae. The coding region runs from base 1 to 3333 and encodes 1110 amino acids. Gene Ontology annotation, molecular function: protein binding. The record is from RefSeq and is a predicted model, not a curated record. The transcript has 9 exons.